UCUAGUUAACCCAAACAACUGAUCCACACAAAUUAGAAGUUGUUUUGUAUGUCCAUAUGUAAACGACGCAUAUCUCAGACAGAGUUGCAGCUGGAGGACAGCGGGUAUCUUAUUUAGUUUCAGCAGGGCAUCCGAGGACACAGAGAUGGUAUUGUGUUACUGAUAGUCUGCUCAGACUGUGUGUGUGUGUUGCUACAGUGACGGAUGAAGGUCUUCAAAGCCCCUGCGCGCGGCCGAGAACCCCUCAAGUGCAUCCGCGCGCUCAUAAAGAGCCGAGCUGCGGGCAAGUGCGCACUAACCUACUGAAGGGUGUGCAGAUUCAUUUAGAUUCUCUGACCUUCGUCGAAUUAAGACGCGUUAGCAUAAACAUGUACGUAAAACUGUGCAAUUUCGGCAAGUCCACAGACGGCAAGCCUAAACCGAAACCACUGCCGCCGGAUUCAGAUUCAUCAGAUAUUUACCAGAGAGUUCGUGUUUACCGCGUCGUUUCCCUGGUUCUUUUGGUCAUCUGCGUCCUCUUGUUGAUUGUGGUCAUUGUACUGUUUAUUAAGUUGACUGGGAUGCACUCAUGCCAGCCGACAGAGACCACUCUGGAACAGGAAUGCACCUUGAAGAAAUGUCAAGAAGUUUACCAACAGCCAUUCGAAAAAGCGCAGGGUCUGUGCCGUGACUGUGGCAGUGGCUGGCUGAGAUUCGAGAACACUUGUUACUUCCUGUCCGAGACGCGUCUCACCUGGCAGAAGAGCAGAGAGGAGUGCCAGAGGAAAGGAGGAGAUCUUGCUGUCAUCACUAAUGAACGUGUGCAGAUGUUUCUGAAAAAGAGGGCACUUAUACACUACUGGAUUGGCCUGAGUCUUGUGGGGACCAAUCAAUGGAUGUGGAUUAACAACACUGUAUUGACAGUGAGAUACUGGGGAGAUUCUUCUUCCUCUGGAGAAUGUGGCAUCAUGGUUGGAGAGAAACAGGCAGAGCGGAGCUGGCAGCCAGCGCCCUGCAGACUGAACCUACAGUACAUCUGUCAGAAAAUGUAGACCACACCAAUCCAUACCAUAAUUCAGUACAUACUCAGAAUCAUCAGAAAUGAGGACAAAACAGUGAACAGUCCUUUUUUUUUUCAUACAUAAUUGUGCAAAAACCUUUUUUGAUAUUAUGUGCUUUAUUUGCAUUACGGUUGCACUCAUUUCUAACCAUACUCAUCAUUUACACAAAGCUUGUUAUUUGCACUAAAUGUGUCUAAUGUUCACACAGUAAUGAAUUGCACUUACAUUCUGUUUGAUAUGCUUUUGUUUGUAUUUCUUAAUUAAACUUCCACCUUUAUAUUUA
Molecule: messenger RNA, 1323 nt
Organism: Danio aesculapii
Lineage: Eukaryota; Metazoa; Chordata; Actinopteri; Cypriniformes; Danionidae
Exons: 6
Coding region: 369-1031 (220 amino acids)
Source: RefSeq, a predicted model, not a curated record